AUGACUGCCUCUCAUCUUUUCAAUAUCAAAACUGUCGACAAGACGGGGGAAGUCAAGCUGACGAAUCGCGUCAAUAUCGAGAAAGAUAUCGAAGAAAAGGCCACUUUACAUGAUAUUAGACAGUUACUGGUGUCCGCUAAGAAGCUAGAUUCAGCAAAGGCACGGUUUGCAUUCUGUGGCAAAGAUGGUGCUCGCGUGGGUGAUGAUUUCAGUUGGAGCCUCUACAAGGCCCUCGUCACCGAGAGUUCAGAUCAGGGCACUGAUGUCCACGAUCUUUGUUUUGAGUCACCGGAAAAGACUACGAAAGAAAAGUCACUGAGCAAGCAGGCGCAGGACCUUCUUGAUAGCAAGUUAGAUAUGGACCUUGUGAAAAACAAACCUGAGCUGAUUACAGCCACUCUUAAGGAGCUGGCUAGCAAAUACAAUCAUGACAAUUUUAAAGCUGCCGCUGGAGGCGACGUUGUAACGGCGGCGGCUUUGUCCCAGGAAGACUGGGACAUUGUUAUGCGCAACACACAAUAUCUGAACGGCCAUCGGGUGGUGUUUUCAGAACUGGAGAAUGGGACUAAAGCGUUUAAAAGGAUCGACAAAGCCCCCUUUGCCGCUUUCUCUACUGCCCCUAGAAAGAUAUUCUCUUUCGAAAAAGCCGACAAAUCCAUCCGUGUCGAGGGAGAAUACCGAAUUCCUAGAUAUGUUGUUACAGAUGAUUCCUAUGUCAAUGUUUUUGAAACGGCGAGUUCAUUGUCUGAAAGUGUCGCUUCCAGCUCCUUUUCCCAGAUGGAUAUUGAAGCCUCGGCUGGUGGAAGCCUUUUUGGCGCGAGUUUGUCUGUCAAAGGCGGUUUUAGUAACAGCGACAGGCAAGCUCUCGCUACAUCAACCUCCAAAUCGGCGAGGUCCAUGAACAUCACCUAUAAUUUCCCCAGGGUGGUCCUACACCUCGACUCCAGAAGCUUGGAGCUGACGGAGGAAUGCAAAACAGCAUUACAGGAAGUCCAGUGUCCGGAUAGUCUAAUAAAGUUUCACCAGGACUUUGGCCAUUUCUUUGCGACCAAUGUUGAGCUUGGUGGAAAGCUCCUUGCUUCGGAACAAUUUACAUCGGAGGAUUCGGCCAAGGCAGAAGAGAAGGCUAAUGCCAUGAAGGCUAGUGCUAGUGCUUCAUUUUCUUACGGGGCAUUUUCUGCCUCUGCUAGCUACACGCAGGAGAACCAGACCAACAGUUCCAAUAAUACCUCGAGGAGUCAAAUGACAAACCAACUCACCUGGGAGGCCCGGGGCGGCGAUACGAUUCUUUGUAAUGACCCUCCAAACUGGUGCCCCACUGUUAAACCAUUUACCAACUGGAGAGUCAUCAAUCAAAAAGACGUGAUGGCUUUGGGUGAUCUUAUCGGGACUUUCCAAGACUUUAAGCAUAUUCCAAGCCACUUUGACGCAAUUCGAAAGGAAUCCAGACAUUCCGUUGCUUGCAAGUUCCGCCUCCGGGCCAAUAAACAGGAAGAGGUUGGAGAUGAUGAAUUCUACGGAGUGCGUAAAAAGGAUCAGAGAAAGAACUUGUAUAACUACCUGCAGCGGUAUAAGACGGAACUAGCGAGGGACAAUAAAAUCACUACUAAUCUUGGAUUUGCCACUGUGGACAUCCCCGAUCCCGUUAUGUUGCAGUUUUACGAUGCUUUCGAAAAGCGAGUUGCAAGCCCGUCCUUUACCGAUGAUUUCAAGGAAUAUGUUGGGAUUGAUAAAAUCGACAGUCAUAAUGCAGGCUGCGAUUUCGAGGUCGAAGUUGUGGUUGAGCUGAAUGCAAAGCCAACGUUACAAUUGAACGUCCCGUACCUCAUCCGCGCCCCACAGCGCAACACCUAUCUUGCCGCUGACACAUCCGGCAGUUACAGAGGCAGAUUCUUCGGUUACUUGUUCUAUGCUCGUCAGUCCCGUGCCAGCAAAUUCAUGUUCCGAAAGGUCGGGGCCAGAGAGAAAAAGGGCAUCGUUGAACACAAUAUGGAGGUCGAACUGGCAUAUUGCAAUGAUGCCGGAGAGCCUGCCGCUGUUGUUCAACGUUUCGAAGGUGAUCAGACGACGCUGGUGCUGAGCAAGUAUGGAACACCGGAUUCAUCGAGUUUCAGUAAACAGCACAACGCCAAAGUAGAAUAUAUUUAG
This is a messenger RNA of Aspergillus pseudotamarii, 2148 nucleotides long. RefSeq lists its product as uncharacterized. Bases 1 to 2148 code for a protein of 715 amino acids. The transcript is spliced from 14 exons. The record is from RefSeq and is a predicted model, not a curated record. Lineage: Eukaryota; Fungi; Ascomycota; Eurotiomycetes; Eurotiales; Aspergillaceae.